AUGUUCCGUCAUCAACAAUCAGCCAAACCAUGUCCAAAUAUUUGUUCGCCUGUACAAAAAAUACAUUCAACGCCAAUGCGUCUUUGGAUUUCAAACAUUCCAUAUUAUUGGUCAACCAUUGAACUUGAAAAUAUAUUUUCAACAUUUGGUCAAGUCUAUGAUGUUGAAAUACCAUUAAAAAAUGGCCAAUCAAGAGGCUACGGAUUUGUAACAUUUGAAAAACAAGCUGAUGCAAUACGAGCUAUUCAAGCUAUGGAUGGACAAACAAUUAAUGGUCGUAGUAUGCAAGUAUAUCAAGCACAUGUAAAACAAAAAUCUUUAUUGAAAUCUUAUUUUGUGAUUCAAUCACUCGAUCGGCCGUUAUUUGGUGGAUGCUAUUGCUGUAAAUCGAACAAAAUAAAUCGUAUGAAUUAUGGUCAAGCACAUCAAUGUCAAUGA
Molecule: messenger RNA, 438 nt
Organism: Rotaria socialis
Lineage: Eukaryota; Metazoa; Rotifera; Eurotatoria; Philodinida; Philodinidae
Source: the annotation of a GenBank genome assembly